Molecule: messenger RNA, 806 nt
Organism: Cucurbitaria berberidis CBS 394.84
Lineage: Eukaryota; Fungi; Ascomycota; Dothideomycetes; Pleosporales; Cucurbitariaceae
Exons: 3
Coding region: 60-590 (176 amino acids)
Source: RefSeq, a predicted model, not a curated record
UAGCGACUCACCGCAAGACAUCCCUCGUUUCGAAAGACUCUGUACUAGUUAUAAUCAUAAUGCGCAUCCCCGUGUUUCAAAAUCGACCAUCCUCGGGCCAUUCCAAACCGACAUAUCGCCGCGAUUUCUUAUGGGCAAUCGGGCUGAAUGUGCUGAAUGAUCUGUGGCUUCGCCUCAGGGGAUAUAAACUGGAUAAAGAGCCAAAAAAGUCAAUUUACAGGUCCUCUCGCUGGAAAGCAUUGCAACGUUGCGCAGUGCAUAUACUUCCAUGCCUUGUUUCACUCAUCAUGGCUACACUUCAGCUAAGGCACUACUACAUGGGCAAGGAAAUCACCGGCGCGCGUAAUAGCACCUCUUUGUACAUGGCAAUGCUCCAAGUUGCAGCAAAGACCCAAGAGCUGCUCAUGAUCGCCAGCCUCGCAACAAUUGUCGUGCAUAGGUUACGUAUCGACCUGCUAGAUGGACCCGGCAUACCGUUUGGACUUCUAGGAGCAACCUCGUUAUUUAACCAGAUAAGCUUUUUCUGGUCGUCGGCUUUCAUCGGCUCCUCCCGGGCAGGUGGAGCCAACGCAGGAACACCAGAUUACUAGGGCUCGUACUAGUCUCAGGACUGAUCGCCGCCACCGCAGGACCAGCAGUUGCCAUAUUACUUAUUCCGCGGGAGCAUAUCUGGGAUGCGGGCGGAAGCAUAUUCUGGCUCAACGGAACCCACGAUGAUUAUGGGCCUCAUAGAGUGGGAUUAGAACAUUACAUGCCAGAAAUCGAUCUUGGACCUAAUCAAGCAAACUGCACAAGUCGGUACGCAU